AUGUCAGAUUCCAACGAGGAUCCUGGAAGCGGACAGGCACUCCCUGGGUCGAGAGCAGCAGGAACAGCAGCUAUUACUGUGCCUACCGCCCUCCCCCUAGAAUCGGUCGAGCAAUCGUUAAGUGACUCCGACUCGGGGUACGAAGAAGGCACCUUGUCAACGGCCUCGGUGACUUCUAGCAUCUACGCAUUCGAGCAAGAGAAUGGCAGGACGUACCACUCAUACAAGGCUGACAAGAAAUAUGUCAUACCCAACGACGAGGCUGAAAGAGAGCGAAUGGAUAUCCACUAUCACAGUCUCCGCUACGCCAUGAGAGAUCAACUCUUCUGUGCCCCAAUAGAGCAUCCGAUCUCUGUCUUUGAUGUGGGCACAGGCACUGGUAUCUGGGCCAUGGACGUGGCAGAUGCAUAUCCAGGAGCGCGGGUGCUGGGCAUCGACUUGUCUCCCAUCCAGCCAACCUGGGUAGCUCCAAACCUUGAAUUCCAGGUAUUCGAUCUGGAGGAGCCGUGGGACAUGCCUGAGCGGUUUGACCUGGUGCAUAGCCGCGAGAUGAACGGUUUCUCGAUCAAGAGCUGGCCCAAAUUCUUCGAGCAGGCCUUUGCGUCCCUGCGGCCCGGUGGGUGGGUCGAGUGCCAGGAAUUUGACCUGAAUAUUAGUUCCGACGACAACACCAUCCCCGAAAACAGUGCCGUGAUAAAAUGGCAAAAUCUUUGGGAGCAAGGUGUCCAACAAGGCGGCAUGACAGGUCGAUGUUACCCAGCCAAGAUGGCAGAACAGAUGCGCGGAGUAGGCUUCAUCAACAUCAGGAUCCUUCCCUUCAAGAUGCCAAUUGGACCCUGGGCCAAAGAUCCCAUGCUGCGCCAGUCAGGACUAUGCACGCUUGUGGGUCUGUUGGACGGUGUGUUUGGACUGAGUGUCAGAGUGUACACUCAGCUUCUUGGUUGGUCUGUCGAGGAAUUGGAGGCGCUGCUUGUGCAAGUGCGGCAAGAAUGGAAGAGCAAGAGGAUUCACAGCUAUUUUCCAAUGUGA
This is a messenger RNA of Cladophialophora psammophila CBS 110553, 1029 nucleotides long. RefSeq lists its product as uncharacterized. The record is from RefSeq and is a predicted model, not a curated record. Lineage: Eukaryota; Fungi; Ascomycota; Eurotiomycetes; Chaetothyriales; Herpotrichiellaceae. The coding region runs from base 1 to 1029 and encodes 342 amino acids. Gene Ontology annotation, molecular function: methyltransferase activity. The transcript has 2 exons.